Molecule: messenger RNA, 993 nt
Organism: Fomitopsis serialis
Lineage: Eukaryota; Fungi; Basidiomycota; Agaricomycetes; Polyporales; Fomitopsidaceae
Exons: 7
Coding region: 1-993 (330 amino acids)
Biological process (GO): protein phosphorylation
Molecular function (GO): protein kinase activity; ATP binding
Source: RefSeq, a predicted model, not a curated record
AUGCCGAAUCACACUGCGUACCAGACAGACCAGCAGCUGUGCACGCACAACUCAGAUAUGACGAAGAACGUUGGAGGGAUCGGCAACCUUUCCUCGCCUCGCGCGGCUACAUGCUACGACCAAGAAGACAUAUGGCCACUACCCCAUCGCGAGCACCUCAUAGAUGCCACGCGGAUGUCAGAUGGAAAGCUCGUGUAUAUCAAGCGAGUGAGGACAGGAGACACAGAGUCCCAGAUAGCAUCAAUGCUCUCUUCCGAACCUCUUUCGACGGAGCCUCGAAACCACUGUGUACCCAUUCUUAAUAUGUUCCAAGACAACGACGACGCUGCUAUCUCCUACAUGGUCAUGCCAUUUCUGCGCCUCAUCGAUAGACCUCCAAUGGAGACGGGCGAGGAAUUCGUCGACUUCGCAAACCAGGUUCUGGAGGGACUUGUGUUUCUACGCGAACACGGUGUCGCACAUAGGGACUGCGAAUACAAGAACACCAUGAUGGACGCGAGCGCGAUGUAUCCCAAGGCUUUCAUCCCAUCAAGGAGAUAUGUCUUCCUGUACUACUACGUCGAUUUCGGCCUGUCUACCUACUUCCCUCCAGACGCCGAAUCGAGGGUAGUGGUUGGUGUUGUCGGCCGAGACCAGGAGGUGCCAGAGCUGUCCGAGGAUGUCCCGUAUGACCCGUUCAAGGUCGACGUCUUCAUUAUAGGAAACAUGUUGCGCAACGAAUUCCAAAAAAAGUAUCUGAACUUCAACUUCUUGACCCCCCUGGUGAAGUCCAUGACACAGCCUGAUCCUGCGUCAAGGCCAAGUGCACAGCAAGCGCUAGCACAAUGGCAGUCCAUCCGUGAUAGCUUGACAUUCUGGACGCGACGAUGGAGACUAAAGCCGCGCACAGACCCACUACUUACAGAAGUCGUCUGUGAUGCAUAUUCGUUGAUGGUCACCGCAAGUGAUGUUGGCCGACAAUUGCUCGGAGGGCAUCAGGGUGUCUGGCAUUGA